AUGACCUCUCCCCAAGGCAAUAGUCUUGCAAAUGUUGUUAAUAAUGAAAUCACUGCAUCAGAUCAUCCUUGUCACGAAAGUUAUAAUGAAUACAAAUCUAAAGCUCGUCAAGAUGCUGUAACAACUGUGGAAAACUGGGACAAGCGCAAAGAUGAUUGGGAGAAGCUUUUGUCUGAUGAUAAACCCUUAGAGAAUGACGUAGUGAACUGUAUACAGUCCACCCUCAGAAUUAAGCUCCAAGAAGGCAAUGCAGACCGACAUGCUUUCAUUGCGUUCAUGGAAGAAUCCAAACGGCAGUUCGACUUAUUUAAUGAUCAACAGAAAGAGAUUGAUGCCGACUUUGAAACGUUGGGUUCGGACAAAGCUGCUUUGCAAAAAAAAAUCAGCGAAGAACUGGCGAGUUCUAAUAUUGCUAGUCAUGCCACAGUUUCUGGCAUUGACGGGGCAGGUCAAAAGCGCAAGCUAGACAAAACCAUGGAGAAAUACAAAGACGACAGCUUCGUCAUGGAGCUUUUCAAGGCAAAGGUGGAAGCGGAGCAGAAGAGCCUGAUAGACAGACAAGGGAGGCUGAAAGAGGAGCAGAAGAGCCUGAUAGACAGACAAGGGAGGCUGAAAGCGGAGCGAGGGGAGCUGAAAGCGGAGCGGAAGAGCCUGAAAGACCGACAAGGGAAGCUGAAAGCGCAGAGGGAGAAGCUCAUCGUCGCAGUGCAAAACCGGGUCAAUGACAUUGGUUCACGUCAUGAAAAGGCUCAGGGAAAACUCGAUAAUCAUGCCUCGUUUGGCAAUGAAACGACAGUUAAAUCUCACCCAACCCUAGAGAAUAAUGCACAAAAGAACUCUCGCUCGGCUAAACAAGUCCCAGAAAAACCUUCUAUCAGUGAAGUGGAAGUGAAGGACUUUCUGAGCAUAUUGACGGUGGAAAAGAAAGAUCGGUACUUGGAAAAAUUGGAGGUUCUAGCCGAUAAUCUUGUUGGACUGAUUAGUUUGGAGGCACCGUGCACUGGCGCUGGUCGUGAUUGCGACGCCAGAGAAGUGAAGGAGAUAGUAGCAAAGAUCCUUGAUCCUGGGUUUCUCGAAUCAGCUUCCCCACCGUGCGAGAAGAAGCUCGUCGUCCGAGAUUGGAACGAGACUGCUGCUGCACAGCCCAUAGUCCAUGCCAUCAUCUAUCGAUUGCUCGGCAUUGUAAAUCUUCGUCACCUUCAUGUGUCCAAGGAACAGAAAACAAGAGGCAAAAAUGUUACCGAGAAGGACCGAGUCAUGGAUUUUUUGGUCCAUGAAAUCCGUGAGCACGUUUUUCAUGCCUUUCCAAGCAUGAUUGAAGGUAUAGUUGAAGUGAAGAGGUGUGAACGCAAUCCCGAAAAGGAUGACGAACAAAUUAAUCGCGCAGCAAAUCAAGUGGUCGGAAACUUUGCGAAGAGGUUGCGAGGGGAGCUCAAUUUUCUAGGUAUUGGUGUGGAUUGCGACCUGUAUGGAGUUGCUGUAUCUUUGUCCAAGAUAUCGGCAGUCAAAGCAUCGCUGGGGGGUGUGGGAACGAAAGAAGUUAGCGUCUUAUUUACCAAGUCCAAGCCUAUUGAGUUCUUAUCUCAAGAUGGUCUUCAGCUUCUGGCGUGUGCAUUGAGGGCCAGUUUUAAUCUGACAGGAGUGAAGUGUGCCGAUGCCACACUAGAAGCAAAACUAAAGUUACCUUCGUACGGAGGUGAGGAUGAAAUGACAAAAAUAUCGAUUGGCCAGCUUUUGGGUUCCGGAGCCUUUGGGAUUGUGUACCCAGUUCAGCAAAUCAAAUCUUCGUGCCAUGAUAAUUCUGAAGAUCCGAAGAAGUAUUUUAUAAAGAUUCCAAUAUCCCACCUGGCAUUGAGUUCGCUUGAGGAUGAGGCAAAAACCUUGGAUAAACUGAACAAAGAGAAGACUGGAAGAAGUAAAGUUCCCAACAUUCCACGUUGCGAAGCGAAGUGCACCUUCGAUUUUGCUUUGAAUGGCUUUCAGGGUAAAACGUAUGGCCUUCUUCUCAAUGGUAUAAUUGGUAAGGCUGCCAAUACUUUGGAUUGGAAUGGGACAUGCAACAAGCAGCACCUACCCUCUGUCAUGGAAAAGGUGUACAACACUCUCGAGGCUGCACACAACCGAUGUGUAUAUCAUCUGGAUGUACGCCCUGGGAACAUUAUUGUGUCUGACAAGCAUACCUCCCAUGGCAAGUCGUCUACCGCUAGGGAUGUGGACAUAUUGGUGAUUGAUUGGGGUGUGGCACUCAAUGGUGAUGAAGAUUUCUCGUUUCGCGGCUGCGUCCCAUACGCUCAUGAUGAGCUACUCGCGAUUGAUAGAACACCAGCCAAACCAAAAGAGGUUUAUGACUGGGCUUCACUAUUGUACACAUACUACCACUUGCAUGAGGGUGAUUUACCAUGGAAUCUCUUGAUGGAGCAUGGGAAGCGAGUUUGUGAUACCGGGAUGAGAAAGAACGUAGUUUCAAAAUGGUGGUGGGAGCAAAAGCAGGAAGAUGAAAAAGAAAAGCGCUGUUUUGUUGAAGCGUUUGCGAAAGUUCUUCCUGAAGAAAAGAUUGCUUAA
Molecule: messenger RNA, 2562 nt
Organism: Cylindrotheca closterium
Lineage: Eukaryota; Bacillariophyta; Bacillariophyceae; Bacillariales; Bacillariaceae
Source: the annotation of a GenBank genome assembly